AUGACAGUUGCCAAGCGAAAUGGCGGAUCUGUGGUUACAGAGUUCCUGAAGUACCCUAAUCUCUAUCAUGUCCGGGCCAUCACCCGUGAUCCUUCCAAGCCUAAGGCUCAGCAGCUCGCUGCUCAGGGAGUUGAACUUUGUCGUGCAGACCUGGAUGGUGACAGAGAAACCCUGACUGCGGCCUUUGCUGGUGCGGAUGUGAUCUACGCACUGACUGACUUCUGGCAAAAGCGGUCUGCUGCUGCAGAGAUCGAGCAGGGCAAGGCGAUUGUGGAUGCUGCUGCUGGCGUAGUGACGUUGCAGCACUUAAUCUGGAGCGCUUUGCCAGACCCCGUCGCCUUAUCUGACGGCAAAUAUCUGAAUGUGCAUCACUGGAAGGGUAAGAGCCUGAUUACUGAGUAUAUCCUGACCCAGAAACCGAACCUCUGGGCAAAGACGACUACCAUUCUCUUCCCCAAUUACUUUGAGAACACUUUGACCGAUCCCCAGCGGUACCUGCCCGUCAAAGACGCCAAAGGCACAUACACGCUCAAGUUCCCACACAGCCCUCAGACGAUUCUGCCUAAUGUGGCGAUUCGUGAUACGGGCAAGCUGGUACAUCAGGUCCUCGAAGCUCGCUCUACCUACUUCACCAAGACCAUUGCCUUCUGGGCUCAGGCGCUAUCCGAGGCCGAAAAGCUCGCUGAGAUGGGCUCCUGUACGACACCCUUGUAUUAA
Molecule: messenger RNA, 717 nt
Organism: Penicillium waksmanii
Lineage: Eukaryota; Fungi; Ascomycota; Eurotiomycetes; Eurotiales; Aspergillaceae
Product: NmrA/HSCARG family protein
Exons: 3
Coding region: 1-717 (238 amino acids)
Source: RefSeq, a predicted model, not a curated record